CAAAAAUAACAAACAUGACAUGAAUGAUAAAAAUGAAAGAAAAGCAUCGGAAACGACAGAAGAGUCAGAAGAAAAAAAUGAUUUUGCGUUGAAACUAAUUUUUAUAUCGCUGCAUGUAAUCGUUUAUUUGUCUGUCUAAAGAAUUAGACAAAAAAAAAUGCAUGUGGUUUUUGAGUCUGAAAAUCGCUGAGUACUACAGUUUCUAAGAGCAAGUUCACUCGUGUUGGAAAAAAGUGGUAGAAAUUUUGACAUUUUUAGUACAUUUUGAAAACUUUACCAUACUUACUUACUUACUUAAUGAUCCCGCGCCGAUCCUCCGGUGCAUAGGGCCGUGGUAAAAGACCUCCACUGUUGACGAUCCGGAGCCAGCGUCUUCACUUGGUCCCAGUCAAGAUUCUCGUCGACAGUUCGGAUUUCAGCGGCUAGGCGUCGCCGCCACGAGUUUCUGGGCCUGCCUCUUCUUCGAUGACCUUCUGGAUUCCAAUCUAGCGCCUUUCUGCAAAUCUCGUUUCCAUCUCUUCGCAGCGUGUGCCCAAUCCAUCUCCACUUACGUUCCCGAAUCUCGAUUUCUAGCGCCUUUUGAUGACACCGGCGAUGUAGUUCCUCAUUCGAGAUCCAAUUGCCAGGCCACCAAGCGCGGAUGAUAUUCCGCAGGCAGCGGUUUACAAAUACUUGCAGUUUUCGCGUCGUUACCGCAUAUGUGCACCAAGUUUCGCACCCGUACAGCAAUACGGAUUUGACGUUUGAGUUGAAGAUUCGGAUCUUAGUUCGUAGAGAGAUCUGGCGUGACCGCCAGAUGUUUCGGAGACUCGCAAACGCAAAUCGGGCCUUUCUGAUCCGGGUUUCGAUGUCUUUACCAUGACUUUACCGUGCAAAAACAUUUUCAAGAUCUGCGGCCUUCAAGUAUUUUUACUACACGUGUUCUAUUUUCUCAUGCUGUGAUGCAAAAAUAACAAUAUUUCUAUCACAUACGGUUGAAAUGGAAAGAGUGCUGUAAAAAAAUACAACGCCCAAAGAUCUUGAAAACAUAUUUGCAUGGUAAAAUUUUCAAAAUGUGCUACAAGUGUCAAAAUUUCUACCACUUUUUCCCAACACCAGUGAAUUUGCUCUAAUUAGGUUUAUGGAUAUUUCAAACAAAACUCUGCUUCGCAAAUUCAGAUUUUGAUAUGUAUUAAAAUUUAAGCCACAUUCAAAACAAAUCCAUACUCCCAUAAAAGAUAGCUAUCGCCUUGUUAGAAUAGGCGUUAAUUCAAUAAACAAACUAAUUGAGCACUAUCUCGGUUGUAAAUCUAUCUGAUCUAUCCCAACAACACAAUUUCGAGCAGACAUUGUCCGCUAACGGUGUUGUCGCAAAUGCGAUUAAGUGCAUUUACCUAAUCUGUCACCAACGGUUUCCGCUCGACUAAACAACAACAACCCAUUUCGUAGCAUGCCACGCGUUGCCAAGGCAGCGAUAUGUUUGGCCUUUUCCGUGAUGUGUAUACAUUCAAUCGUGAAUUUGUAUCCUUUCGUGGGUCUCAUUAAUGGCCGAGCUACACAUCCUGGGACAACUUUGCCACGCAUCGGACUUUGCUGAACUGAAUCUGUUCUGCAGGUGGAGCAUUCAGUUCGGAUCCUGCUGGAAGGUGAUCGAAGGACAUUCGGAGGGACAAACCUGUGCGAGUACGGCUCGAGUUGAGCAGCGGUCCCAUUUUAGUACCCCCAUCGAUUUGCAUUUGGCCUGUCGUGGUAUCCAGGGUUGGCCAAAGGUUUACAUUGAAGUUUUCGCGAUUAACGCUUUCGGAAAUUACUGGCCUGUUGGAUACGGAUUUGGGUUUCUGCCGACGCAACCGGGCUUUCAUAAACUUUCGAUUGCUACGUGGAAGGUUUCUUCUGGGAAAUUUCUAGAUCGAAUAAGGGAAAAAUUUCACACCGGAGGUUUUACGGUCGCCAAAAGUGAUAUCGUGUUUUCCGGCAUUGAGCGAUAUAAGCUUCUGACACAGUCUUCUGGGACGGUGGAGUUGGAGUUGAUGUUGAUAUUCAAAAACUUCGCUGAACAUGGCGUUGAAAUGCGGUAG
Molecule: messenger RNA, 2057 nt
Organism: Uranotaenia lowii
Lineage: Eukaryota; Metazoa; Arthropoda; Insecta; Diptera; Culicidae
Gene: B9d2
Product: B9 domain-containing protein 2
Exons: 2
Coding region: 1524-2057 (177 amino acids)
Biological process (GO): cilium assembly
Cellular component (GO): MKS complex
Source: RefSeq, a predicted model, not a curated record